Molecule: messenger RNA, 1647 nt
Organism: Knipowitschia caucasica
Lineage: Eukaryota; Metazoa; Chordata; Actinopteri; Gobiiformes; Gobiidae
Source: the annotation of a GenBank genome assembly
AUGGAGCCAAGGAUCUCUGUGUCUUCUUUCAAAGAAGUGGUGUCACCUCGACGAAGCCUGAGUGCUAGUUUUCGCUAUGGCUCCUUUGUCAACAGUGUCCAUACAUCGGAAAGAUCAGGGCCUCCUCUUGUCUCCCCUGCACGUGGAUAUGUGGCUGUAUCUGUGCUCUGCUAUAUAAACCUACUCAACUACAUGGAGCGAUAUACUUUAGCAGGUGUGCUUCUUAACAUCCAGAAGUUUUUUGAUAUCAGUGACAGCACUGCUGGCCUUCUGCAGACAGUUUUUAUCGUCAGUUUCCUUCUCGUCGCGCCUCUCUUUGGUUACCUUGGAGACCGCUGCAACAGGAAGUACAUCAUGAUGGGUGGUCUGAUUGUGUGGCUAAUCACAGCACUGUCAAGCUCUUUUGUCACUGAGCAUUUGUUCUGGUUUCUGGUGCUAAUGCGGGCCCUGGUUGGAAUUGGAGAGGCCAGUUACUCCACUAUUGCCCCCACAAUCAUUGGAGACCUGUUUUCUGGGACAAAAAGAAGUUUGAUGAUAUCAGCUUUUUAUAUAUUCAUCCCAGUGGGGAGCGGCAUGGGAUACAUCUCGGGUGCAUCAAUAGCAUCUGUCACAGGGGAUUGGCGAUGGGCUCUUAGGGUCACUCCUGUUCUUGGAUUAAUUGGCCUACUGUUGCUCAUCUUCUUGGUUCCCAACCCCCCACGAGGUGCUGCGGAAAAUCAGGGCCAAGCGAAUACUGAACCCUCAUCUUACAAAGAGGAUGUCAAAUAUCUGCUGAAGAAUAAAAGUUUUGUUUGGUCAACAUUGGGGGUGACGGCCCUGGCAUUCUUGGCUGGUGCCUUGGCGUUCUGGACCCCCACUCUCUUAUUCAGAGCACGGGUCGUCCAGGGAGAGCUGCAGCCAUGUACUGAGGAGCCUUGUAACAGCUCGGACAGUUACAUAUUUGGAGCAGUUACCGUGGUGACUGGUAUUCUAGGGGUAUGUAUCGGCGCUGGUCUGUCCAGAUGUUUCCUGGAUAAAGUGGAAUAUGCAGACCCAGUCAUCUGUGCAGUUGGAUUGUUAGGAUCUGUCCCAUUUCUGUUUGCAGCUAUUUUCACUGCAUCAGCCAAUAUCCCAGCCACUUAUGUGUGCAUUUUCAUCACUGAGUUAAUGCUAUCCCUCUGUUGGCCUAUAUUGGCAGACAUCCUGCUGUAUGUUGUGGUCCCGACCAGAAGAGCUUCAGCCGAGGCUCUGCAGAUCACAGUCGGACACCUGCUGGGAGAUGCUGGAAGCCCUUACCUGCUUGGAGUGAUUUCUGAUUCUAUCGGAAAGUCCAAUCCUGUGUCUUCUGAGUGGAGCUUCUUGAGCCUGAAGUACAGUUUCCUCCUCUGUCCCUUUGCUGGUGUUCUGGGGGGAGUGUUCUUCCUGAUUACUGCUGUUUACAUCACCAAAGACAAGCAAGCUGCUCAACAACUGGUUCCAGUGAAAGGGGAAACUGGAGCACCCGGAAACAAUCAGCACGUGAUGAAGGAGAGCAGCAGGAGCUCACUGUGGGAAGUGAAGAUGCACUGUUCCCUUAUCAAGCUGCGGCAGAGACAUGACAUCAUCAGAGGAAGCCCUCACCGCCCUCAGUCUCUGCUGAGGACGUUUACAUCACACAACCCUGAAUAG